Molecule: messenger RNA, 1567 nt
Organism: Helianthus annuus (common sunflower)
Lineage: Eukaryota; Viridiplantae; Streptophyta; Magnoliopsida; Asterales; Asteraceae
Product: photosystem II stability/assembly factor HCF136, chloroplastic
Exons: 9
Coding region: 148-1365 (405 amino acids)
Molecular function (GO): protein binding
Source: RefSeq, a predicted model, not a curated record
UGUAAUACAAAAUAAAUAAAAAAUAUUACGAAACACUUGUUUAUCCAUCCAUCGACUCACAAACACUCCCGCGAAAGUACCUUCCAGAUUUCGGAUAAGAAAACCAGAAGCCAAAGAACACAAAAAAAACCUUUCACCAUAACAAAAAUGGUGUCUCCUAAAUUACUAAUCGAUUCUUCAAACCCAACCACACUCCUCAACUCCUUAUUCACCCAUCGUCAACCCACUUUUCUUCAUUCUCGAAACUUCCAACAACCUUCUCGGACCUUAAACACCAUCAGAGCCUCUGCACUGAACCGUCGGGACUUCAUUGCUGACACCGCCGCUACCGCAGCAGCUCUUUCACUUUCUCCGGUCAUUGGAUUGAAUUCCAGUUCAGUUGCUAGAGCUGAUACGCUUUCUGAAUGGGAGAGAGUUUAUCUUCCGAUUGAUCCUGGCGUUGUGCUUCUGGAUAUUGCUUUUGUUCCUGAUGAUCCUUCUCACGGUUUUCUGUUGGGGACAAGACAAACUCUGUUAGAGACGAAAGAUGGGGGGAGCACGUGGGUUUCGCGUUCGAUAUCUUCAGCUGAAGAUGAAGAUUUUAAUUACAGAUUUAAUGCCAUAAGUUUUAAGGGAAAAGAAGGUUGGAUUGUUGGAAAACCAGCAAUUCUGUUGCAUACUUCAGAUGCUGGAGAUAGUUGGGAGCGUAUACCGUUAAGUGCUGAACUUCCAGGGGACAUGGUGUAUAUAAAGGCAACCGGAGAAAAGAGUGCAGAGAUGGUAACUGAUGAAGGUGCAAUAUACGUUACAGCGAACAGAGGCUACAACUGGAAGGCAGCAGUACAAGAAACUGUUUCAGCUACACUUAACAGAACAGUUUCUAGUGGUAUUAGUGGUGCUAGUUACUAUACAGGCACCUUCAAUACCGUGAACCGGUCCCCUGAAGGAAAUUAUGUUGCUGUUUCCAGUCGAGGUAAUUUCUACCUGACUUGGGAACCAGGACAGCCAUACUGGCAACCCCAUAACCGUGCCGUUGCAAGGAGAAUCCAAAACAUGGGUUGGAGAGCAGAUGGUGGCCUUUGGCUGCUUGUACGUGGUGGCGGUCUUUAUCUCAGCAAAGGCACAGGGAUAACCGAGGAGUUUGAAGAAAUUCCAGUACAGAGUCGUGGUUUUGGUAUUCUCGAUGUCGGUUACAGAUCAAAGGAGGAAGCUUGGGCAGCUGGAGGCAGCGGGGUCCUUUUGAAAACUACCAACAGUGGAAAGUCAUGGAGUCGUGACAAAGCGGCUGAUAAUAUUGCUGCCAAUCUUUACUCAGUAAAGUUUAUAAACGAUAAACAAGGAUUCGUGCUAGGAAACGAUGGAGUCUUGCUAAAGUAUCUUGGAUGAUUUCCUGGUUUUGUGAAACUUGUAAUUUUGUAAACGCGAUAAAAGUGCCAUACAUAUCUGGGUACCACGGAGAAAGUAAGUUCAUUAAUAUUGAAUUUAUGAUGUAUUUAGUGAGCAACCCAACUAAGUGUGAUUGUUUGUGAAAUCCUUGUAAAUGAAUUCAUAAGCAACACGAUUCUUCUAUUAUCGUCUUUAAUUCUUC